Molecule: messenger RNA, 1623 nt
Organism: Capronia coronata CBS 617.96
Lineage: Eukaryota; Fungi; Ascomycota; Eurotiomycetes; Chaetothyriales; Herpotrichiellaceae
Exons: 3
Coding region: 1-1623 (540 amino acids)
Source: RefSeq, a predicted model, not a curated record
AUGACGCUCAAAGACAUCUACCAGCAUUUCCUUGACGUGCCAAAUCCUAUCAGUCUCUCCGAGAAUGCCGCCCUCCACUACAUCACAACCUUGACCACCUUCACGCAACCUGGACCUAUCGUCCGCCAUCUAGAGUCUCAGAAUAGCAGGGUGGUCAAGACGAGAAGUGCACAAAUUGUUUCGGCGGUGGAGGCGUCGAAUGCUGUGGCCUUGGAGGUAGAGACUGUUCUGGAAUUCAUCUCAGGCGGAGGAACAUACUUGCCCGGACUUGAAGACUUCAUCCUGGACAAGAUAGCCACGAUUCCAACGACUCACAUCGUUUAUUUUGAUUCCGACCGAAAGAUCACUCAGAUUCGCAUCUCGUGGGACCAGGCGUCGCUGCUGAAGCAAGCCGAGGUCCUCGGUUCGAGGGGCAGCAACUGGCCAGUCUUUGACGGCAAAGACCAAAUCAGACUGAUCAAAACCGGCUCCAAUGCUGCUCCGAUCGCGGCCUCCCAGGCGACACGGAGCCCGCGCGGUAGGUUCGAGAAUGAAAACAUCGCGACCUCGCGCAGCGUGUCUCCCAGCAAGAAGCAUAUCAAGGACCCCUAUGCCAGCCUCGAUCUUUUCUCCCCGAAGUCCACCGAAGAAAGCCAUUCUCGCAUGGUCCCUAAUAACCCCGUCGCCCCACGCGCGUCAGCCAGACCUCCUCCGCGGGAAAUGAGUGAGCUCUUCGCAGCUGGCCAUGAAGACAACGAACCCGGUUCUCCAAAGAAGGCUCCGGCCGACGCGGUCGUCGCGCCCAAAGGAGGCGGGACCCAGAAAUACGGACCAUCACGCUUGUUUGCAGAAGAGUCGGAUGAGCCUGCGGCCGUCCCCUACAAGUCCAAUCCAGCCAAGUACAAUCACUUUGAUAUAGGCGAUAUCAUUGAGGAUGAUCCAAUGCAGUAUCGGGAGGACGCACCAAAUCCCGAGACAGCCAGACCGAUGCGCGGGAAAACGGGGAAGCACCAGUCCCAAUGGAAUUUCGAGGACUUUUCGACGCCAGCGAAGGCUGCCCAAAAGGUUCGGGGUCAGGACGUGGUGCAUUUCAGCCUGGAUGACAAUGCGGACAAUUUCGAGACUCCUGCCAAAAGGGCAACCGGACAGCCGCGGCGUAACAAUGAAUCUCAUUUCGAACUUCAGGACGGCGGCACCCCUGACACUAUGACGCCAGCUUCUACCCGCACUUUUGGCCGUCCCACCAGCAAAGCUGGUGAACGUCAGAAUCUGUAUACAAACAACUUGUAUGAUGAAACCGCAGAAGACGGACCCCAAGUGAAGGCGCCUUUGUCGGCGAUCACCACGAACACUCACCGCAAGACUGACUUCGAUAGUCACUGGACCAUGAACGACGAUUCGACCGCCACCGAGAAGGCGAACAACGAGAACAAGCCAGCUGGUGGCAACCAUAAGAAGGCGGUCCAAAAUAUGGGUUCGCACUGGGAUACAUACGAUCCGUCACUCGACGAGGUGCAGCAGCCACCCACUCAUGCUCACUUGAGGAAGGGUACGGAGAGUCAUUGGAGCAUGGGAGGCGAGGAGACACCGUCCAACAUCACCAAUGGCAGGGGUCAGGCUCAGAAGAGUUUCUGGGACUUUUGA